Molecule: messenger RNA, 867 nt
Organism: Oncorhynchus masou masou (cherry salmon)
Lineage: Eukaryota; Metazoa; Chordata; Actinopteri; Salmoniformes; Salmonidae
Product: keratin-associated protein 5-1-like
Exons: 1
Coding region: 1-867 (288 amino acids)
Source: RefSeq, a predicted model, not a curated record
AUGGAUCUGCUGUGUGGCUGGAUGGAUCUGCUGUGUGGCUGGAUGGCUCUGCUGUGCUGUGUGGCUAGAUGGAUCUGCUGUGCUGUGUGGCUGGAUGGAUGUGCUGUGCUGUGUGGCUGGAUGGAUGUGCUGUGCUGUGUGGCUGGAUGGAUCUGCUGUGCUGUGUGGCUGGAUGGCUGUGCUGUGUGGCUGGAUGGAUGUGCUGUGCUGUGUGGCUGGAUGGAUGUGCUGUGCUGUGUGGCUGGAUGGAUGUGCUGUGCUGUGUGGCUGGAUGGAUCUGCUGUGCUGUGUGGCUGGAUGUGCUGUGCUGUGUGGCUGGAUGGAUGUGCUGUGUGGAUGGAUGUGCUGUGUGAUGGAUGUGCUGUGCUGUGUGGCUGGAUGGAUGUGCUGUGCUGUGUGGCUGGAUGUGCUGUGCUGUGUGGCUGGAUGUGCUGUGCUGUGUGGCUGGAUGUGCUGUGCUGUGUGGAUGGAUGUGCUGUGCUGUGUGGCUGGAUGGAUCUGCUGUGCUGUGUGGCUGGAUGGAUCUGCUGUGCUGUGUGGCUGGAUGGAUCUGCUGUGUGGCUGGAUGGAUGUGCUGUGCUGUGUGGCUGGAUGGAUGUGCUGUGCUGUGUGGCUGGAUGGAUGUGCUGUGCUGUGUGGCUGGAUGGAUGUGCUGUGCUGUGUGGCUGGAUGGAUGUGCUGUGCUGUGUGGCUAGAUGGAUCUGCUGUGCUGUGUGGCUGGAUGGAUCUGCUGUGCUGUGUGGCUGGAUGGAUCUGCUGUGUGGCUGGAUGGAUGUGCUGUGCUGUGUGGCUGGAUGGAUGUGCUGUGCUGUGUGUACUGCUGGAUGGAUGUGCUGUGCUGUGUGUAGAGAAAAGGGGAAAGAAUAA